UGCGUUUUAUUACAUUUCAGAUUAUAUAUGGGUGCGAUAUAGAACAGUUUUUAAUAACAACUAUGUGCCAUCAAUGAAGUCUUCAAUGGGUAUUGAUUUGGCUGUAUCGGUUUUUGCGGUUCUAUCUUUAUUAGGACAAAGUAUCGUCUGCUUAUAAAUUGUCAUCUGCGCUGUUGGAAGGCCACAGUUCUAGUGGAAGUGCAUGUUGUGAAUUAAAAGGAAAUAAAACACUGUUGUUUGAUCAGUCGGGUAUUGGUUUACCUUAAUAAGAACAUGAUUUUAUCGGCAUAUCGAAUGCGAACUCGAAGGCUUGUUUAAAUGCCUAUUUGCAUAUCCAUUUCUAAAUUAUUUUAUCUUUUGCCAAACAAAAACGGCUUUUGAUAACACAAAUCGAUGAAGGAGACUUUAAAAAGAUUUCUUUCAAGAUAAAAGAAAACCGGGUAGUGAUUUCUUUCUGUUUAGAAAUAAAGUGAAAGUGGGACUUAAAUAUUUAUUCUUUUCGACUGGAUAUUUACGUUUUGUGGUUAAAAUGAAAUAGCAAAAAUGCCAGCGACAUCGGAUAGUGUCAAAGUUGCGGUCCGGGUUCGUCCAUUUAACCAGAGAGAGAAAAAUGCAGGUUCCCAAUGCAUUAUUUCUAUGCGGGACAAAACAACGGUGAUUAAGAACCCGGAAACCGGCGACACGAAGUCAUUUGCAUACGACCAUUCUUACUGGUCACAUGACGGGUGUACAGAGAAUCCUAGCGGGAUUUAUGAACCCGAGUCCGGAAGCAGCUACGCGGACCAGAAAUGCCUGUUCUCGGAUCUGGGCCAGGGUGUUCUGGACAAUGCCUGGCAGGGUUAUAACGCCGCCCUUUUCGCGUACGGACAGACAGGGUCGGGCAAGAGCUACUCCAUGAUCGGAUAUGGGGCCAACAAAGGGAUCGUUCCCAUUACCUGCGAGGAGCUGUUUAAGGCCAUUGAGGCGAAUACAGAUAAAAAGAAACAAUUACGGGUAUUCUUCAGCAUGCUGGAGAUCUAUAACGAGCAGGUCCGAGAUCUGCUGGUCAAGGAGAAGGCUCCACACGGCGGGCUGAAGGUCCGACAAAACCCUAAAACAGGCUUCUAUGUGGAAGGGCUGAAGCAAGUUCCGGUGCGUAGUUACCGCGAGAUCGAGAAGUUGAUGGAGAACGGAACCAUCAAUAGGACGACGGCCUCCACGAACAUGAACGCCACCAGCAGCCGCUCACACAUGGUCAUUACCAUCAGGUUUGAGCAGGUGAUGGUGAACGAGACCGGACAGAGCAACACGAGAAGCAGUGACAUUAACCUGGUGGAUCUGGCGGGCUCCGAGCGUGCAGACUCUACGGGCGCCACCGGGGACCGCCUCAAGGAAGGGUCUGCCAUCAACCAGAGUCUCUCCACGCUGGGAAACGUAAUCAGCGCCCUAGCAGAUCAGGCGAUGGGGAAAAAGAAAGUAUUGGUUCCAUAUCGGGAUUCAGUCCUCACUAAACUCCUUCAGUCUGCGCUCGGAGGAAACAGCAGAACAAUUAUGAUAGCUGCUCUCAGUCCUGCAGACAUCAACUAUGACGAAACCUUGUCUACACUCAGAUAUGCCGACAGAGCCAAGAAGAUCCAAAACAAUGCCACAGUUAACGAGAGCCCCACAGACCGCCUUAUCAGGGAACUGAAGGAGGAGAACGCCCGGUUGAUGGCCGUCCUGAAAAAGCAGGGGGGAGGGGAUACUUCCGGCAUUGAUUUAAAUGACAACGAUAUCCAACAGAUGCUAGAGGACAACCAGCGGAAGAUGGUGGACAUGCAGAUGUCCUGGGAACAGAGACUUGAACAAGCCAGACAAAAUUGGGAACGCUCGCACGUGACAGAUGCACGUGAGGAAGACGCGGAAUGGAAACACUUGCCAUAUAUCACGAACGUGAACGAAGACCCUCAACUUUCCGGAGUCAUAAAACAUAUAUUAAAAAAGGGGUGUACGGUGAUUGGCAGACAAGGACCGGGAGACAAUGCAAUACAACUAAGAGGGCUUGGCAUCCAGCCAAAGCACGUGGAGAUUGAGACGGACGGCACGGCCGCUUUCCUAACGCCUAACUCCCCCGCAGCUGUCGUAUGUGUCAACGGCAUUCGGGUCCGUGAACGUUCACGUAUUCAGCACCAGGACCGUUUGAAAAUUGGGUCUGGUAGUUUGUUCCUGUAUAUUGGCUAUCCGAGGGAACGCAAAGAUGACGUCACUACCUACGAUUACGAUUACUUGAUGACGGAACUUGCCGAGCACGAUGGUGUGUCCGUUGACAUAGCAACGCCGAGGUCGGACCACCCCGUACAUGAUGUAGCCAAUAGAAUCCUAUUUCAGGAGUUUGUUAAUUUGAUGCCCAAAAUUGCCGAGGCUAAUGCAGUCAGUGAAGAGUUGAAACGGUUUACAAAGUUUGAGCCCCUUGUUCGGAGUGAGUCAAGUCAUGACCCCAAAGGCACGGCCCCUGGAAAGGAGGUCAUGGUCAAGGUCACAAACAACAAAACCAAAAAGGUGUGGAUCUGGUCAGCGAGCAAAUUUUACAACCGGAAGGACCUGAUGGAUGAGCUCUACCACAAAUCCCUGGACGGAGAGAGCACAAUCCUAACCCGGGAUAAGGACCCCUUCUGGGAUCCAGUGGAAGACGUCUUCCUUGGCAGUUGCCAUAUCAUGCUACAAAGUAUCAGCUAUUGUGCAGAGGUGGAUGAACACUUCACCGUGCAUAACUACCACGGAAAGGAGGAGGCAGUCGUGCACGUGCAAUUGUUACCAUGCAACGAGAAAGGGAAGAUAAUCGAGGACGAUAUAAUUCUCGAGCCCAUAGACUUGUUGGGAAAAUCGCUUAAUUUCAUGUGCCAGAUUCCGCAAUGCAUGAGUGUGAGAUGGAUAAAUGAAGACGCGUCUAGAGGGGUGGAGUGCAGGUUCACAAUGCCUUUCCAGAAGUCUGCACGAACGAAAUCCGUCUAUCACAAGAGCUUCGUAGAGUUCGAUUUCAAACAACAGUAUACGUACAAGGCCAUAACACAGAAAAUUCUGGACUACCUGCAGACAAACUCGCUGGUGUUAGAACUGUGGGGGAAACAAGUUAAUGAAGAUCAACAGCUUCAUGUCAGUGCAAUAAAUAACGGAGUGGAUCACAAAGAGACCCAAACUCUAAAACCGUCAGAUUCUACAAACGACGUUCUUGACCAACUGAAGUCUAGAGAAAAUGAGCUGGAGACGCUGCGUGGAGAUUAUGAGCAGGUGCGCAAAGACAACUUCCGGUUGAAACAGUCGCUCAUGAAGACGGAGGACAGACUGAAGCGUAUCGAUAUGAAGACAAAAACUCCACCACAGCAGAAAAAAGCUAGUCGCGAACGCAUGAUGUCCGCAGUUAAAGCCAGUGCUACCCACGCGCCGCUGAACGGGGUCGAGAGUGACUCGCAAACCGGGACACUGGACCUCGAGUUUGCAAUGGCUCUGCGAGAUUUCUUCCGCGAUGUGAGAGAGGUUCAGAACGGGAUGAAAGACAUGAAGGAUUAUGCAUCCACCACUAAACAAAACGUUGGCGCGAAUGGUCUCAAGUCAUCUUUUGAGGAACACGAACGGAAAAUUGUGAAAAUUGACGAUACACUCAACAAGUGUCUUAACUCCUUGAAAAAGAGCGCUGCUUCCGCGCUCCGUAAAUCACGCCCAGGUACGGAAAAGUGAGGUUGAACAGCAUCAGGGGACGAACAUGUAAACGCGAUGGUCUCGUGAAUUUAGGAACAUUUGUUAUACCUGACUCCACCCUAUAUUCAAUAAUAUUCAUUUCAAAUGAGAAGCGUUUAGAUGGUUAUCGCGUCAGAGCACUGACAUACGAAAGCGAAGGUAUCGCUUAUCUAGAAAUAUACACAAAGAUGCGCAUGUCAUUGACACCGGUAUUGUCUGUUUAAUCCGGGGACGACACGUGGAGGCGUUUAUUUAGAAAUAUACACAAGCAUAUUUUUUAUCAUCGGUACCGUCUGUAUCAUGUAGUUAAUUGAGUAUUAUUGUAAAUGGCAGUCGCGUCAAGGGACAGGCAGGUGGAAUCGAAGGUGGCACAUAUGGUUAUGUCUCAUAUGGUGCGUCCCCAGUGAACGGGUUGUUAGUUUUUAAUCGGAUUAAGCCUUCAAUCGCGAUCGAAUUUAUACGUUCGUGUUGAUCUUUAACAAUAACUUUGUGAACUCAUUUUGGGUUUCAUCAUGUCAAUGUCUGCCAAUUCUAGUUAAUUUAAAAGUAAAACAUUGUAUCCCGAAGAAAUUGUGAUUGCUUUUCAUCGAUAUAAAGUAUAAAGCCGUUAGCAUUCUUGUUUCAAGUAAAACAUGGCAAUUAUUUAAUAACACACAAGAAUAGUUUAUUUUUAUUUUUGGAGCUUUUUACUGCAACAACCUGUAUGGUGUGAAGUGUAAGGUCAUCUUCAAGGAGACUAAAAGGAAGUCGCAUCAACAGUGGAAAGCAUAUCGCCGUUUUCACAGAAGUUCUUGAUUCGAUUGUCAAGUUUUGUAGCACUACAUGUAUAUCAUAAUGUGUACGUAUUUGGUAUAUCAUAUCUCUUAUAUUAUAAUAAGUGAACGACAUGACUAAUUAACCAGAGACUUUCAAUUGGUAUGUUAGUUUAUCAGUUUUAUCAAAUUUGUGGCUCAGAAAUGUUUUUAAGAGUGUACAAAUAAGAUUUUGUUUGUUUAGAUAUGAAUUUGUCUAUGCUUAUAAUACAAUAAUGUAUUUCAUACAUAGACGGGCAUUGCACGUCCAAUCCGUAAUAUAUAAAAUAAUAUCAUGCUUCAACAGUAUUACAUUUUUCUUGCUAAUGUCAUUAUUCUUAUUUAUUUUACACACAUACUUAUAUAUAAUACAUAUGUAUUUAUUCGAGCCAGUGUGAUUAUUAUAUAAAAGAUGUACUAUACUA
This is a messenger RNA of Mya arenaria, 4909 nucleotides long. Its product is annotated as kinesin-like protein KIF28P. Gene Ontology annotation, cellular component: kinesin complex; microtubule. Gene Ontology annotation, biological process: microtubule-based movement; cytoskeleton-dependent intracellular transport. The record is from RefSeq and is a predicted model, not a curated record. NCBI's taxonomy places the organism in Eukaryota, Metazoa, Mollusca, Bivalvia, Myida, Myidae. The transcript is spliced from 25 exons. The coding region runs from base 544 to 3693 and encodes 1049 amino acids. Gene Ontology annotation, molecular function: ATP binding; microtubule motor activity; microtubule binding.